CACUGAAGUCGGAAGAACGACUUCCCAUCGAGUAAACUGGGACCAUCCGAGGAGCACCUGAAUGCAGCACAUAACAAUAACAACUGCUUGAAGGACAAGUUUCUCUCUGGUUAGAGAUCAAAAGCUGAACAUGAGUGCGACCUGGGCUAAAUGUAGAUCCGUGCUGAUCACGGGCUCCAGCAGAGGCAUCGGGCUGCACGCGGUGAAGCAGCUGGUGAAGAGCAGCAGCAGACCGGCCACGAUCAUAGCGACAGCCCGCAACCCGACCGCCUCCACGGUAGUAGACCUACCUACCGCAUGGGUUUCUAAUGCUUUAGACCAACACAGAUACAAACACAUGCAGAAGAAGAGGUCUGUAGGGCUGCGGGAUCUACAAGAGCUCUCCAAAACGUUCCCAGGUGUUCAUAUAGUGACACUAGACGUGGACAGUGAGCAGAGUGUGAGCUCAGCACUGCAGGAGGUCGCGUCCAUCGUUGGAAAUGAAGGACUCAACUGUCUGAUCAAUAACGCUGCGAUCGGAAACACCACGGACUUAAACACCGUCACACCAGAGGCCAUGACGUAUAGCUUCCAGGUCAACACUGUGGCUCCUCUCUUUGUCACCAAGGCGUUCCUGCCUCUGCUGCAGACGGCUGCAGCUCACUCCUCCGGGAUGGGGAUUCACAGAGCAGCCGUCAUCAACGUCUCCUCCAUCCUCGGCUCCAUCACACACAACUGGGCUGAAGGUGCUAACUUUAAGAGCUACGCCUACCGCACCUCCAAGGCUGCUCUGAACAUGGUGACCAGGUGUCUGGCUGCUGAUCUGGGCUCAGACGGCAUCCUGUGUAUGUCUCUGCACCCAGGCUGGGUCCGGACCGACAUGGGGGGGCCUCUGGCUGAUCUGUCCGUAGAGGAGAGUGUUUCUGCUCUGCUCUCCGUCCUCUCUGCUCUGUCAGAAAAAGAUCACGGAGGAUUCAAAGACUUCCGAGGAAACGUCCUACCGUGGUGACAUCACACGCCAUCUCUGACUGGCGCCUUCAUCUUCUCGCAUUAACGGACAAUCCGUAUGAAGUGCUGUCUUUUUAAAGCUCCUUGGAACAUUUGUGUUUGUUCUCAUCAUGUAACUGUAAACAGAAACAUAUUAACUCGCUCUAAUCGACAAGAAUCUGUUUGUAUCGUCACAUUUCUUUGAGGUGAGCCACAAGGAUCUACUCCCGGCCCCUUUUUUAUUUUUAUUAUUUAAAGGACCCCUAGUGGUUAAAAUGGGUACUGCAGUCUAAAUUCAGACUAAAUUGAGUCUGGUUCUGAUCCAGGUUUCUGUUCUUCAUGAGUCUGGUUCUAAUCCAGGUUUCUGUCUGUUCAACAUGAGUCUGGUUCUGAUCCAGGUUUCUGUUCUUCAUGAGUCUGGUUCUGAUCCAGGUUUAUGUCUGUUCAACAUGAGUCUGGUUCUGAUCCAGGUUUCUGUCUGUUCUUCAUGAGUCUGGUUCUGAUCCAGGUUUCUGUCUGUUCAUUUUAAGUCUGGUUCUGAUCCAGGUUUCUGUCUGUUCUCCAUGAGUCUGGUUCUGAUCCAGGUUUCUGUCUGUUAAUUUUAAGUCUGGUUCUGAUCCAGGUUUCUGUCUGUUCAUCAUGAGUCUGGUUCUGAUCCAGGUUUCUGUCUGUUCUCCAUGAGUCUGGUUCUGAUCCAGGUUUCUGCCUGUUCAUCACGAGUCUGGUUCUGAUCCAGGUUUCUGUCUGUUCUUCAUGAGUCUGGUUCUGAUCCAGGUUUCUGUCUGUUCAUUUUAAGUCUGGUUCUGAUCCAGGUUUCUGUCUGUUCUCCAUGAGUCUGGUUCUGAUCCAGGUUUCUGCCUGUUCAUCAUAAGUCUGGUUCUGAUCCAGGUUUCUGUUCUACAUGAGUCUGGUUCUGAUCCAGGUUUCUGUCUGUUCAUUGUAAGUCUGGUUCUGAUCCAGGUUUCUGUCUGUUCUCCAUGAGUCUGGUUCUGAUCCAGGUUUCUGUCUGUUCAUCAUAAGUCUGGUUCUGAUCCAGGUUUCUGUUCUACAUGAGUCUGGUUCUGAUCCAGGUUUCUGUCUGUUCAUCAUGAGUCUGGUUCUGAUCCAGGUUUCUGUUCUCCAUGAGUCUGGUUCUGAUCCAGGUUUCUGUCUGUUCAUCAUAAGUCUGGUUCUGAUCCAGGUUUCUGUUCUACAUGAGUCUGGUUCUGAUCCAGGUUUCUGCCUGUUCAUCAUGAGUCUGGUUCUGAUCCAGGUUUCUGUUCUACAUGAGUCUGGUUCUGAUCCAGUGGAUUGUGCUCAUGGUGGAUUCAUGUUGGGUUUUUAUGAAUAACAAAGAGUACGCUAGAGUCCUGCUCUGUUUGUAAAUGAAGAAUGAUUCAUCUAAAGACCUCGAUAAAACCUCUCACUGACAACAGUCACUGUGUUUAAAUGUCUUGGCAGUGAUGGUCUUACACAUGGUUAGAAGCUGAGAGAAUCCAUGUGAGGAAACUCAGUGACUUUGAUGAUGAAGAUAAAAUCAGUCGGACGAUGAACCACCCCUUGACAAAACGUCAUAUUGCAGUGAACAAACAAACAUUAGAAGCCAUGUUUAAUGUGAACUAACAGCUGUUCUCCAUUAUUAGAAUUAGAAGAAUUAAUUUGAAGGUGAUACAUAUUGUGAUUGUGACUAAUGCAAAGAAAUCCACUCGAGUUGUCCACUGAGUCCAGUGCCAUAGUUUUAUUCAGUCCACUCUCUGAAAUCAGACCAUGAUGAUAUAUAUGAAGAUGAUAAUACAGUGAUGGCUUUUCAUUGGCUGGAUCCUCCUUCAGUCAGGAGAUCUCAAGAUUUAUUUACAGCAGCACAAAGAUCAGACCGAAGUGAUAGUGUGUUAAAGAAUCGGAUGUUUGGUGUGAAAGGAGACGCCCACUCAGCACAAACACAAACAGCGGGCGCAAAGACACAAACUUCAGGGAUUGGCCAGUUCUUCUGAUGUCACAGAGGACGGCAGGGUGUCCAAGGCUCCCAUCUCUGUUAACACACAAACACACACACACGGAGAGAACAUUACUAAACCAGCUCUCAAAAGAAUUUUCAUUGAUUCAAAUCUGACAUAAAUUCACCAAAACUCUGAGAACAGAACCAGAAAAUGUCUCUUCAGGAUUUCUUUAAAAAAAAAGAACUGGAAUGGAUUUAAAAAUCUUUUAGGUCAACAGAGGCAACGCACCUCCUAAAAACUGCACAAAGACAUAAAUAUGUUUAAUACGUAACUCCUGUGGAUGUCAUCAUGAUAAACGUGAGAUAUGAGACACAACAGUCCAACAGGUAAUGUCUUUUAGACCACUGGUUCUCAACUGGUGGGUCGGGACCCAAAGGUGGGUCGUGGAAGUGUUACCAGUGGGUCGCGAGCAUGUGCCUGAAAAAAAAUUCUAGUGUCAAACAAGUCAAGUGCUUUUUUAAACGUGUUAGUUUUGUUCAGUUUCUUGCUCCCAUCAGAUGUUUUGCACCGUCUGAGGUACAAAACAUCUGACAGAAGCUGCAAACUGCAAACUGCACCAUUUUGCAUUAAAUGAAUCGGAUUGGUUGAAAAAUAUCAGAAAUUUGGGGCGUUAUUUUUCAGGGAGGAGCUGGUGGUGGAUCCUGAGGCUAGACGAGUUGAGAAGCAUUUAGACAAACUGAAGAAAGGACAUCAGUCUAAAUAUAAAGAUCAUUUUAAUUGGGGUCACCAUGUGGUGGACUCUGAAGCUUCAGUGUUUAUCCAGCUCUGCAUGGGUCUGUAAACCUUUCUGUGUUCUAACCUCUCUCCAUUUUUCAAAAGCAUCUCCAAUAUUGAUCCUAGUUUGAGCACGUUUCUGCUCGUGGAGCUUAUUAGAAACAUGCAGAGGCUUUUUAGGUCGGGUACAAUCACUUCUAUCUGAACCACUUCUCUUGCCCGCUUCCAUAGCUGCAACACCUGUUGACCUGAUAACUGCUCUCAUAUCUGGCAAACCGAGGGGCGUCCAAAACGGCCGUGUGGGGGUGUGUCUUAAAAGCGCCUACCUUCUCUGGUCCAAACAAAUCCAGAGCAUUCAGGAGCAGAAUCUAAAGUUAGAAGGAGGACAUACUGACUGCUGCAUUGUUGUCAGAGAAGCCAGCACUUCAACAUGUUUCCUUAAUGAUCAGAUAGUAAGAUACCUUUAUCAUCUCACUCUCUACACAUCUCACUGAUUGGAUCUUUAAAGACGUGAAACAGUCUAAAGUUAGAGGUAAAAACAUGUUGUUAGAAAAUAAAGGAGCACAUGAACUUUGAUUUAGUUCUGGGUCUGAGACUUGUGUGUCAGUGAAGAGGUUUAUUAGUUGAAGUGAUGUCAGAAGGCUUCACUUGUGUGUUAAUUGUCCUGUAAUUAUAAAGCUUUUCAAACAAGCUGUUGACCUUCCUCCACUCUCCUCCUCGUGACCAACAGAACAUUAAAGCCUCUUAAAUAAGA
Molecule: messenger RNA, 4410 nt
Organism: Labrus mixtus (cuckoo wrasse)
Lineage: Eukaryota; Metazoa; Chordata; Actinopteri; Labriformes; Labridae
Exons: 7
Coding region: 131-988 (285 amino acids)
Source: RefSeq, a predicted model, not a curated record